Lepisosteus oculatus (spotted gar) is the source of this 4548-nucleotide messenger RNA. The record is from RefSeq and is a predicted model, not a curated record. NCBI's taxonomy places the organism in Eukaryota, Metazoa, Chordata, Actinopteri, Semionotiformes, Lepisosteidae.
AUGAGGAGAUCCAGCUGGCAGUUCCCUUGGUUGGGCUCCAAGGGGACGCCAGGUGCGGUGCCAGAGGAGUUUCACUCCGUUACCAGACCAGCACAUUACCGAGACCUGAAACCGGGUGUUAUCUCACACUUCCGGCCGCUGCGCCGCCUGCCCGUUGAAGCCCGUGAGCUAUCGUUUGAUCCGGUUCCUCUCCUGUCACUCUUCACUGCCCGCACGGCUGCCGGAAUAAGAUCGGGGCGGCCCCUCCGAGCAGCUCGAAAACAGUCACUUGCAAAUGAGCUCGAUUUCCAUUGUGCCAGGGCUCCAAGUACACCAAAGGUGACGAUUACUCCCCCAUCCCUGGAAAACCUUGGGAAUUCCACCUCCAUCACUUUGUCGUGCCUAGUCAGCGAUUUUUUCCCGAUAAAGAUAAACAUAACAUGGGUGGAGAAUGGAACCCAGUUAAAACUAGGAAGGCAAUCUGGGACUGUCACAACAGAGAGCAAAACGUACACUGUAAUGAGCCAGUUAGAUGCCACACUCCUAGACUGGGAAAGCAACUCUGUGUACACCUGUAAGGCCACCCACAACAACAUAGAGCGGACUGACAACAUCAGCAUGUGCAAAGUGCUUCAGAGUUCCCCUAAGAAUGCGGCGGUGUUCCUCAUUGGACCCUCAAUCCAAGACAUUUCUGAGCAGAGACCACUCAAUGCGACAUGUCUAGUGACUGGCUACAACCUGAAGGCAUUUUCCAUUACCUGGAAGAUAGAUGGGAAAAAGCAGACUGCCAAGAUAAAGACAGAAAAUCCUAUAACAAACCCCAAUGGGACAGAGACUAUGAGGAGCAUUCUGGAGUUGACAGAAUACACGUGGAACAAACUCAAGCUUGUCUCUUGUGAAGUGAAGCACGCUUGUGCAGAAAAACCACAGAUAGCAGAAACCGAAAGAACAGAUCCCAGGCCACCAACAGUGGAGGUGAGAAGGUCACUCCGAGAUUACCUGAGAACAGACGGAGCAGAGCUGGAGUGUCUCCUCAUUGGUUUCUUUCCAAGCAACAUCUAUGUAAAGUGGCAAGCAGAUAACAGAGAUGUGCCCAAUGACCAGUACAUGAACGAGCCAGUUACCAGUGAUGGAGGAAAGACCAAUUUCUCAAUGGUCAGCAGAAUAUUCAUCCAGAGAAAUAAGUGGCCAAAUCUGAAAUCCUACAAGUGUGUAUUUAACCAAGGCAAUGGAGAAAGGAAGUUUCCAGAAAAUGACAAAGUCCUUCCUGGUCUUACAGAUGUACCCACAGUCGAACUCCUGCUAUCCCCAAGUAAAAACCAAUCUGAGAACAGCCCCCAGCAUCUGGUCUGCUCGGCAUCCGGGUUCAGUCCAACAAUCAGGUGGUAUGGUCCAUAUCAACCGAAGACGAGCACAACUGAGAGAAGAGCAAUGGGAUCCGACGGUCGCUUCAGUGUAAUUAGUGAGCUGGAGAUACCCAGGAGCGAGUGGGACCGAGGAGAUGUUUACCAGUGUGAAGUGGAGGACCCAUUUCUUCCAAAUGGCAUCAAAAAUAACAUCAGUAGCUGUUCAGUGUUCCAGAGUUCCCCUAAGAAUGCAGCGGUGUUCCUCAUUGGACCCUCAGUCCAAGACAUUUCUGAGCAGAGACCACUCAAUGCAACGUGUCUAGUGACUGGCUACAACCUGAAGGCAUUUUCCAUUACCUGGAAGAUAGAUGGGAAAAAGCAGACUGCCAAGAUAAAGACAGAAAAGCAUCUAACGAACCUCAAUGGGACAGAGACGAUGAGGAGCAUUAUGGAGUUGACAGAAGACAUGUGGAACAAACUCAAGCUUGUCUCUUGUGAAGUGAAGCACCCUUGUAUAGACAAACCACAGACAGCAGAAAUCAAAAGAACAGUUCCCAGGCCACCCACAGUGGUGGUGAGAAGGUCACCCAGAGAUUACCUGAGAACAGACGGAGCAGAGCUGGAGUGUCUCCUCACUGGUUUCUUUCCAAGAGACAUCUAUGUGAAGUGGCAAGCAGAUAACAGAGAUGUGCCCAAUGACCAGUACAUGAACGAGCCAGUUACAAGUAAUGGAGGAAAGACCAAUUUCUCAAUGGUCAGCAGAAUAUUCAUCCAGAGAAAUAAAUGGCCAAAUCUGAAAUCCUACAAGUGUGUAUUUAACCAAGGAAAUGGAGCCAAGACGUUUCCGGAAAAAUAUACAGUUCUCACUGGUGAACCCACUGUCAAACUCCUGCUAUCUCCAACUGAAAGCAAAUCUGAGAACACCCCCCAGAAUCUGGUCUGUUCUGUAUCCGGGUUCAGCCCAACAAUCAAGUGGAGUAGUCAAGAUCAACCGAGGAAGAGCAAAACUGAAAGAAGAGCAAUGGGAUCAGAUGGUCGCUUCAUCGUAACUAGUGAACUGGAGGUACCCAGGGGCGAGUGGGACAGAGGAGAUGUCUUCCAGUGUGAAGUGGAGGACCCAUUUCUUCCAAAUGGCAUCAAACAUAACAUCAGUAGAUGUUCAGUGCUUCAGAGUUCCCCAAAGAAUGCAGCGGUGUUCCUCAUUGGACCCUCAAUCCAAGACAUUUCUGAGCAGAGACCACUCAAUGCGACAUGUCUAGUGACUGGCUACAACCUGAAGGCAUUUUCCAUUACCUGGAAGAUAGAUCGGAAAAAACAGACUGACAAGAUAAGGACAGAAAUUACACUAAAGAACCCCAAUGGGACAGAGACUAUGAGGAGCAUUAUGGAGUUGACAGAAUACACGUGGAACAAACUCAAGCUUGUCUCUUGUGAAGUGAAGCACCCUUGUAUAGACAAACCACAGACAGCAGAAACCAAAAGAACAGAUCCCAAACAACCCACAGUGGUGGUGAGAAGGUCACCACGAGACAACCCGGGUUCAGACAGAGCAGAACUGGAAUGCUUGCUGACUGGCUUCUCUCCCAGUGACAUCUACGUGAAGUGGCAAGUAAAAAACGUGGAUGUGCCCGAGAGCCAGUAUAUGAACGAGCCCGUUAUCAGCGAGAAUGGAAAGACACGUUUCUCGAUGGUCAGCAGAAUCUACAUCCAUGAAAAUCAGUGGUCCCAUCUGAAAUCUUACAAGUGUGUAGUUAACCAAGGCAAUGGAGCCCAGCAAUUUCCUGAAAGUGAUGCAAAUCUCACUGCUCUUAUAGGUACGCCCACAGUCAAAAUCCUGCUAUCCCCAAGUGAAAGCAAGUCUGAGAACAGCCCCCAGAAUCUGGUCUGUUCUGUGUCCGGGUUCAGCCCGACAAUCAAGUGGAGUAGUCAAAAUCAACCGAAGAGGAGCACAACCGAAAGAAGAGCGAUGGGAUCGGACGGUCGCUUCAUCAUAACUAGUGAGCUGGAGGUACCCAGGAGCGAGUGGGACCGGGGAGAUGUUUUCCAGUGUGAAGUGGAGGACCCAACUCAUCCAAAAGCCAUCAAAGGGAAUAUCAGUAGAUGUUCAGUUUUCCGGAACACCCCCGUGAAGGCAGAGGUAUUCAUCUCCGGGCCCUCAUUUCGGGAGAGUUCUCAGCAGAAAGACUUGACAGUUACGUGUCUGGUGAUUGGCUACAACUUGAAGGACUUCUCCAUCAGCUGGACAGUCAGCGGAUCCCUCAGCACCAGUAGUGGCAAGACACAACCGGUGGUCAAUACCAAUGGGACAGAGUCCAUGAACAGCUCUUUGAUGGUGAAGGCAGAAGAAUGGAACACAUACAAGCAAAUCACUUGUGAAGUGAGCCACCCUUGUUCAGACCAGACACAGAAACUGCAAAUUGCAAAAUUCAAAGAUCCCAAACAGCCUACAAUUCAGAUCUUCGAACCUUCCGAAUCUGACCUGCAAAAUUCAGACAAGGCCAUUCUAGUGUGUCUGGUAUCUGGGUUCUUCCCAGCUGAGAUCUUUGUGAAGUGGAAACUGAACGGUACAGAGCUCUCGACAUCUCUGUACACCAACAGCCCUGCAACAAAAGAUCCCCAGCACAACACAUACUCCAUGGACAGCAAACUUCAAAUCCCCAAGUCCGACUGGUAUAAAGGCUUGUACGCUUGUGACGUCUCGCACGAGUCUUCAUCAAAGCCGAUUGUGGGCUCCGCCGACAAUGUAUUUGUCUCCGUGAUUUCGUCUCCUCCGAAAGCAAAACUCCUGCGCUCUUCCAGUGAACUUGUCUGCCUGGUGUACGACUUCAGUCCUAAAGCCAUCGACAUCAUGUGGCUUUUAAACAAGGACCCGGCCCCUCAGAACCACACAAACAGUGAGCCAGCCAGAAGAAGUGACGGGAAAUUCACCAGCCGGAGCACUCUUCACAUUCCUGAUGGAGAAUGGGCCCCAGGAAUGGUUUUCACCUGCAAGAUCGUCCAUGAAGCCUCCAAAACACAUCUCCUGCACAAUAUUAGCAAGCUAGACAUCAUCAAAGAGCAGGACUACUUUGAUGAGAAUGCACACAUCUUAAUCCCCGAGGAAGAUGUGCAGCAGAUCUGGACCACUGCCUAUACAUUCAUCUUCCUCUUCCUCGUCUCCUUCAUCUACAGCAGCAUUGUCACCAUGGUGAAGGUGAGGGUGAUCCAUCUUAUAUUCAUUUAA